CAGCAGAAUUCACAGUCACAGCUGACAUUGACAAAAUGUCAAGAUUUUGUAUUCAUUUCAUUUCGUCUUCUCGUUCGUUUUCAAUUUCGCAAACAAUACCUACGUAAGAAGUGUGUGUAAUAAAACUAUGGCUUUAAGUUAUUUGUCAGAGGGCGAAGCGCCGCGGGAUUUCCGAGUUUCGUCGACGGAGAGCGAUGGACACUACACCAAGUGCUUGCUAUGUUACACCGUGAAGAGAAACUUUUACUGUACAGAAUGCGUAAAAACUGGAAGCUUUGUUCACUCGUCGAUGCCCUACUCUGACAGAUUCUCAGAAAAACAAGCAAAAUUACAUAGACUGAAAGUAAACAGACAACAUGUAUUGGACAGAUGCGAAAAACUUUUAUCUAGUAAAAUAAAGAAGGACACGCUAUUAACAGAAGCUAAGUUAGCCCGAGACAAAAUAGACUUAUUGAAAUUAGCUAUAGAGCAGAGGCGGAGCAACAUUGACGCGAAGAAAAAGGAAUUAUUAGAUUUAAAACAUUAUAACGAGGAGUUGAAAUUGAAACUGCCUAGAUACCAAAAACGAGUGGCCAGCCUUGGAAAACAUUCACAGGAACAAAAACUAGAGUUGCAUCAUCGGAUGGCGCGGUACACGGACCAGGGGGCCGCGCUGGGGGCGCUCAGGAGAUCUCGGAUAAGGCAGCUCAUAAAGUAUAUCUUCCCUGUGUACAUGACUUACGAUGUUAGUGAUAGUAUAGAAGAUUUAGAAUUCGUUGGCGACGAGUGGGAGGCGGAGCCCCCGAAGCGCUCCCAGCUGCACAUCGUGGCGCCCUGGAUCAACUCCGACCUGGACUGCGCGGCUAUUGAGGCGUGGUUGACGGAGAACAAGGACGCGGACGCGGAGCACGCGGGCGCGCCGAGCGCGAGCGCGCUGCUGCGCACGCGCGCGGUGCUCGCGCUCGCCGCGCAGCUCGUCGCGCUGCUCGCCUGGACGCUCGACAUCAGGCUGCCGCACGCGAUACCAUUACACGAGUACUUGAACUGGCGCGAGUCGGAGGGCGGCGCGCGAUGGCGCGCGCGGCGCGUGUGCGCGUGCGCGGGCGCGCUGUGCACGCGCGGCGCGCUGCCGCCCUCACUGCCCUCGCCGCUCGCCGGCCUGCACGCGCUCGCGCUCGCCGCCACCACCGACGAACACUCGCUCGGCAGAGUGGAGGGGUGGCUGAGCGCGUCGGUGGUGUCCGCGGGCGAGGCGUGGGCCGCGGCGCUGGGCGCGCGCGCGCUCGCCGACGACGACGAGCCCGAGCACCUCAGCUGGCCCGAGACCUUGGAGGUGACAGACAUCGACGAAAAUGGCAUUCUGCGCGAUAAAAAUGCCUCUGUGACAUAUUGUCCUAUAAUUUAGGCAAGCACAGGAUAAACCGAGCUGGAGGAGCUGAGCGGCACGCCCCCUCCCCCCGCGCCUGCCCCCUCGCUCGUCACGUCCGCCGCUGCCUCGCUCGCCUCCAUGUGGCGAGGCUGGACCAAGUGAUUCAUUCCGUACAUGCCACCACAGAAGUCGGGAUAAUAAAUGUGCGUUACAACAUUCAACUUUGAUUUUAACGUUAAAAAAUUACUGGUGCAACCCACGUGUUAAAGUAAUUGUAACACCUUAACUUUAAAGAAAUUACUAAGAAGCCUUUUCUAGUUAUAUUAUUAUGACGAUUUCACAAUAGUUCAUAAAACAAAUAGGAAAUAUGACUGUCCAGGAAUAUAAAACGCUUCGUCAUGUUGCGUACUUGAGUAAUGUAGUUUAAUAUGAGAACCUCAUAGCAGGCUUUUUAUUUUCCUGGUCAACAAAUGAAUUCAAAUGUAGCUAAACUCUUCCAACUGAUUAAUGACAAAUUAUGUAUAUGUAUACAAACUAACACGUCCUUUUUACACGCUUUACUAUUUUGAAAACGAUAGUGAGAAAUUGAAUAAAGAAUAUAUAUGAAAGCGGUCAAACCGACAAGUUGCUCCGUCGUGUUCCGUUGCGUCGACGCAGCACAGCUCCGUUGUUUUAUAUAAGUUUAACUUACUGUCUUGAUUCGUCGACGGAGCGCAGUCUUCAUGAGAGACAAAGCGGCGCGACGCGACGCGACGCGAAAGUAGUCAGUCUGCCGUCAAACGUAAAAAAAGACGUAUGUCUUUCGAAACAAAAUGUGGAUGCGUCAUUUUUCCGUAUGACGGCAGUUAUAGUCUAUACAUUAUAGAAAGGAAAAGAACAACAUAAUACAUUCGCGUCGCGUUGGAUCGCGCCGCUUUAUCUCAAUGAGGACAACACCCGUAGAGUGUUUCCGAAUUAAUGUUUAUUAUUUACGUUGUGUGCAUUGUCUAGUCAUGCCAUGAUUUUAGAAACUAUUACGGUACGUCUAGAAGUACAAUUCUCAAUUCAUUUCCUUAUUGAAAACGUAAAUUAACUUCAGCCAUCAAAGAUGGCUAGUUUAUUUUCUUAGUGAGGUGUUAGGUCAAUUCACUCGCACGUCUUAGUGUCGAAGUUUCUGACACUCGCCUAUUGUUAGGCUUAUGUAAUGGCAUUACACUGUAGAAAACUCACCUAGCGUGUUUGUGCCAAAACGACACACAAGGUGCGUUUUCAUGUAUGUAUAUGUGUAAACCAAGCCUUCAUAGUUAAUCCAGACGUGUUCCAAGAAACCUUUUAAGGUGAGUUAAUCCUACCAGUGGUGAAGAUUUCUCCUAAAUUAAUCAAAUUUAAUAAGACAAUGUAGGCGCCAUUUCUAAGAUUAUCUCUCCUUAAGUGUAUUGGCCGUGGGUAUUAAACACAUUUAUAUUUUCAACACAACACUUUCAGUGCUCAGAAAAUAUUAAAUAAUAUAAUAUCUAUUUCCGAGGCAUAAAAGUAUAUUUCCGUAUAUUUUAGUCUAUCAACUCAAGUACUGUACCUAUAUUUAGGACGUUUGUGUACACAAGCAAGAAAAUGUCGUUAGCGAACAUUGAGAGUUGUGUAUGUUUUUAUAUUAUUUUGUGAUUAUUUUUUAAUAAAUAUGAUUCUUUAAA
This is a messenger RNA of Plodia interpunctella (Indianmeal moth), 3018 nucleotides long. RefSeq names its product beclin 1-associated autophagy-related key regulator-like (gene Atg14). NCBI's taxonomy places the organism in Eukaryota, Metazoa, Arthropoda, Insecta, Lepidoptera, Pyralidae. Gene Ontology annotation, cellular component: autophagosome; phosphatidylinositol 3-kinase complex, class III; extrinsic component of phagophore assembly site membrane. The transcript has 9 exons. The coding region runs from base 128 to 1384 and encodes 418 amino acids. The record is from RefSeq and is a predicted model, not a curated record. Gene Ontology annotation, biological process: autophagosome assembly; cellular response to starvation; mitophagy.